Phragmites australis (common reed) is the source of this 1636-nucleotide messenger RNA. RefSeq names its product transcription factor MYB62-like. The transcript has 3 exons. Gene Ontology annotation, biological process: regulation of DNA-templated transcription. Gene Ontology annotation, molecular function: sequence-specific DNA binding; DNA-binding transcription factor activity. Lineage: Eukaryota; Viridiplantae; Streptophyta; Magnoliopsida; Poales; Poaceae. Bases 277 to 1299 code for a protein of 340 amino acids. The record is from RefSeq and is a predicted model, not a curated record. Gene Ontology annotation, cellular component: nucleus.
GAAAUCCCUACAUAUGAUUUCACAAGUCAUUAUAAAAGGGAAGCGACCAAUAAGUUCUCUUUGUCUAUGCAUGCAGCUGAGCCCUCCUCUCAACUUGUUCUUCAUCUCCUACCUUUUCCUUUCUAAUGGAUCCCUACACACCCACCACCACUUUAAGCUAGGUAGCUGCUAGUGCUAGUGCAUGGCUAUAUAUAUGCAUCUAUAAGUAGAGGUUGCACCCUCCAAGGGGAUCAUCUAUCAUCCUUCACCCCACAUAAAAGCAGUAAGGUCAUAGUAAUGUCUCAGAGGAAAGGGCCCAUGGCUGCGACUAGCAAGCAUGAGGCCGAUGAAAUAGAACUGAGGAGAGGCCCCUGGACACUGGAGGAGGACAACCUGCUCAUGAACUACAUUGCUUGCCACGGCGAGGGCCGCUGGAAUCUCCUUGCCCGCUGCUCCGGGUUGAAGAGGACGGGCAAGAGCUGCCGGCUCAGGUGGCUCAACUACCUCAAGCCUGACAUAAAGCGCGGCAAUCUCACCCCGGAGGAGCAGCUCCUCAUCCUUGAGCUCCAUUCCAAGUGGGGAAAUAGGUGGUCCAGGAUAGCGCAGCACCUGCCGGGCCGGACGGACAACGAGAUCAAGAACUACUGGCGGACGCGGGUGCAGAAGCAGGCGCGGCAGCUCAAGGUGGACGCCAACAGCGCCGUCUUCCGCGACGCCGUCCGCUGCCACUGGAUGCCGCGCCUGUUCGAGAUGAUGGCCGCCGACACGUCCGCGCACCGCGUCGAGAUGCCGCCGCCGCUCCACCCCGCGCACAUCGCCGGCAUGGCCUCCUCCUCGCCGAUCUACGGCAGCCAGCAGAGCCAGCACGACGCGAACGCGGUCAGCGGUGGCAGCUACCACCACCAGCACUGGUACCCCGUCGACCCGAGCCCGAGCACGUCGACGUCCGGCUCCGGCUCGACGCCGGCAGCGCUCCCACCGGUGCCCUGCUUCUCCGAACUGAGCUGGGUCGACCCGUACGGCCCCGGCGAUCUCGUCGACGGCGCCGGCUUGUUUGACUCGGGGGAGCUGGGAAGCCUCGGCCUGGACGGGCUGGAAUUGGGCCCAGCCGACUGCGACUACUCGGACUCGACGCUCCUGGAGUACCUGAACUCGACCUGCACUGGCAGCGCCGUGAUGAUGAUGAGCAGCGGCAACGUCCACAGUAACUGCGGCGCCUUGGGUGGCGAUGGCGACUACGGCUCGACGUGGCGCACGGACGAGCUAUACCGCCAGGCGGCGGCGAGAAAGCUCGGCGACCAGUGGGGAGGAGGAAUCUAGAAGCAAUCGACGUAGCUAGCUCGCUAAAGCCUAAACGGAUGGGUGCAGGUUGUUUCUCGCCAUGUCUCUCUCCAAAAGCGAUGAUCGAGAUGUCGCAUUAGUAAAUUAGUGGAGCUAAGCUAGCAGCUAGCUAGAUGCACGAUGAGUGGCGAUCAAAGCUAGAAGACGUUUCGUUUCAGACCGAUCGAUGGAGAUUUCCGCUAGCUGGUAAUUUGAAGGUUCACAGUAUGUGUAGUAGCUGUAGACUGUAGUUGAUGAUGCAUGUGCCUGCUUGCGUACGUAAGUACACGUGUUGUAACUUUUCAUUGCGACUUCCAUUUGGAACUGUAUAAUUCGU